Lepus europaeus (European hare) is the source of this 1431-nucleotide messenger RNA. It is a transcript of the gene MIIP, whose product is annotated as migration and invasion inhibitory protein. Gene Ontology annotation, biological process: negative regulation of cell migration; negative regulation of G2/M transition of mitotic cell cycle. NCBI's taxonomy places the organism in Eukaryota, Metazoa, Chordata, Mammalia, Lagomorpha, Leporidae. The record is from RefSeq and is a predicted model, not a curated record. The transcript has 9 exons. Bases 87 to 1241 code for a protein of 384 amino acids.
AGGAAGAGCUGGGCCCGGGGUCCGGCGCCGAGGACGUGCUGUGGCCCCCGGAGCAGCCACGCUGGCUGUGGGCGCCCGAGCCCGGCAUGGUGGAGACGGAGGAGCUGGCGCGGCUGCGGCGGCUCACCCUGCAGCUCCUGAGGCAGCUGUGGGCCGGGCAGGACGCCGUGCGGCACCUGGUCGCCCAGGCGGCCUUGGAGUCUAGCCUGGACUCCAGCAGCAGCUACAACUCCAAGGCGUCUCUGUCCCCGGAGACUUCCUCGUCCUCUUCCAGGGCCUGCAGCCCACCUGACGCCCAGCAAGCUGACCCCAGUGAUGUGGCCUCGCUCGGCAGGGUCAGCUCCAGGGUGACCUCCCUCCCUCCUGCCAGGUGCCAGCACCAAGCAUCCCUGGGCCAACCACGAGCCCGCUCGGCACCCUUGCUGCCCAUCACGGACUCCAGGGACCCAGAACCUUCUGCAGGGCAGGGUGAUCUGGGGUCCCAGGAGGCACAGGCCCCAAGGUCCGUCCUGGCUCAACCAAGCAAAGUAUCCAAGCCUCAGUCCACGGUGACCUUCUGCGAGGACUCGGAGGUGCCGGAGAGCAGCUGGCGCCUGAGGCCAUACCUGGGCUAUGACUGGAUCGCAGGGUCCCUGGACAGCAGCUCUCCUGUCAGCAGCAAGCCCGAGGCCUUCUUUGCAACACUGCAGAAGUUCCGAGAAGCCAACAAGAGAGAGUGCACGUCCAGCCACUCUGAGCCCGGGUUCUUGGGUCUACAUGAGAGCGAUGGCGUGGAUGGGGACCACGAAUGCGUGUACUGUUACCGCGUCAGCCGCCGCCUCUUCCUGGUGCCUUCGGAUCCGGGCACCCCCUGCCGCCUGUGCGGGACCCCUCGGGAGCAGCGGGGCCCUGAGACCCUGCUGGAGCCGGCGCAGGUCAGGGUGAGCGUCCCGCUGUCCAUCCUGGACCCCCCGCACCAGUACCGCAUCCGCAGGCGCAAGAGCUUCGAUGCCUCGGACACACUGUCCCUGCCCCGGCACUGCCUGUUGGGCUGGGACAUCCUCCCUCCCAGGUCAGAGAAGGGCUCCGCCCCUAAGAGUCUGGACCUGUGGUCGUCGGUGUUCACCACAGCCCAGCACCGGAAGCUGUCAGCUGCCAGCCCUUCCCGCCUGGCGUUGCCAGCGCGGGGUCCGGCCCCCGCCCCAAUCUGGUCACAUCCCCGGCGCCCCCAGCCCCACGCCGCUCAGCAGAAACAGCCCUGAGGACCACGGCGUGGAGCUGCUGCUGCUGCUGCUUCGGGCCCCUCUGCUCCAGCGGGGGCUGCCCACGGAUGGAAGCCUCUGCCGGGCUCCGCUCGGGUGGGCGCGAGCCUGUCUCCCUCCUGGGAUCCGGAGAGGCCAGGCCCUGGGCAGGGAGGCGAGGGUUCUGUGACUGUAAAUAAAGCGUGCUGAC